UCUGCUUCCAUGACUUUGCAUGUGUGAAGUUGAAUUUAAACUAUUUAAAAAAAAAAAAACACUUUAUUCUAAAGCGUUUUCGUCAUGUUUUACCCAACUGACUGCAAGACGAACAACUGGACAAACUGCACAUUGAUACUGCCGACGGUCUCUGUGGGAAAUGUAGCACAGCUGGCAGUGGAUCUUCUGGUGUCGACAUUGUCGAUGAAUCGUGUCGGGUACAUUCUUCACGAGAGCAUUCUGCCCAUGUGUGGAAAUAACCCUUUUGCAUCUAACAAGGAUAAAGCCUGCCGUCUAUGUACAAGCUGUGAAGUGUUUGAAAGCAGCAGCGAUAACUUUGUGGUUGUCCAGCAGAGAGCACCAUUUAUUAGGGGAAAGAAAAAAAUAUUUUUCAAAUGGUUUUCAGAGUGGAUUCGAGCACAGAAUUUUUCUAGAGUGAUCAUUUUGACAAGUAGUUUUGCUGAGGAAAGACUGGACAAACAGAUACAAGGGUCUCCCCUGCGAUUUUUGGUGUCUACUGCCAUAGAAAAACAGGAUGGAGAACUCUUCAGAGAUAAACUGAAUUGGCAGGAGUUAGAGUUACGUCCCCUGCCACCUGGACUGUCUAGUGAAAAUGACAAUAAGCCGACAGUGUAUAUUCCAGGAAGCGGAAUAGCCAAGAACCUGUUUGAAGAUCUCUCGGACCUCCCAGUGGCGAUGUUGCUCAUGUUUUGUUCAGAAGGAGAUAACUCCAAUGAUGCUGUCACUCUCGUCAAUUACCUCAACUCCUGGAUCAACGUUGUCACGGUCAAGCCGAAGUCCGACGGAGAAUGUGGCGAUAUAGCUCAAGAUACAAUGUUAUGGAAGGUCCCCAUUUCUUGGAGACUGGUUUUUGGCAGCAAAGUCGAUCAGACACUGUUCCACUGAAACCACUGAUGUGUGAUGGGGUCGACUUCAGUCGAUCAGACACUGUUCCAUUGAAACCACUGAUGUGUGAUGGGGUCGACUUCAGUCGAUCAGACACUGUUCCAUUGAAACCACUGAUGUGUGAUGGGGUCGACUUCAGUCUAUCAGACACUGUUCCACUGAAACCACUGAUGUGUGAUGGGGUCGACUUCAGUCGAUCAGACACUGUUUUAGUGAAAUCACUGAUGUGUGACAAGUUAAGCUUCAGUUGAUCCGAAACUGUUCCAUUGAAAUAACUGAUGUGUGACAGAUUUGGCUUCAGUCGAUCAAACACUUUUCCACUGAAACCACUGAUGUGUGACUGGUUCAGCUUCGGUUGAUCAGACACGGUUCUACUGAAACCACUGAUGUGUGACAGAUUUGGCUUCACUUGAUCAAAUAGUGUUCUACUGAAAGCACGGAUGUGUGACAGAUUUGGCUUCACUGGUCUACUGAAAGCACGGAUGUGUGACAGAUUUGGCUUCACUUGAUCAAAUAGUGUUCUACUGAAAGUACGGAUGUGUGACAGAUUUGGCUUCACUGUUCUACUGAAAGCACGGAUGUGUGACAGAUUUGGCUUCACUUGAUCAAAUAGUGUUCUACUGAAAGCACGGAUGUGUGACAGAUUUGGCUUCACUGUUCUACUGAAAGCACGGAUGUGUGACAGAUUUGGCUUCACUUGAUCAAAUAGUGUUCUACUGAAAGCACGGAUGUGUGACAGAUUUGGCUUCGCUGUUCUACUGAAAGCACGGAUGUGUGACAGAUUUGGCUUCACUUGAUCAAAUAGUGUUCUACUGAAAGCACGGAUGUGUGACAGAUUUGGCUUCACUGUUCUACUGAAAGCACCGAUAGGUGACUGGUUCAGCUUCACUCGAUCAAAUACUGUUCGACUGAAACCACUUGAACUCGAUUAAACACUAUCACUGAUGUGUGACAGGUUCUGCUUCACUGAACAUACUCGGCACCAGCAUCAGAGUCCUGUUUAUGACAGCGAGGAAAAGGAUUGUUUAUUUGAUGGACCUCAGUGCAUUGUUGAAUUAGGAGCAGCUGUCGGAUGUUGAACAUACAAUAUUUGUGAUAUUGUGUCUUUAGAAUGAGAGAAGAGACCUGCUGCCAUCACACAUAUGCUACACUUAUUGAUUACCAGCAAGCAGGGUUUUUGCCAGAGGGUAAAACUGGUAUGGCGUCAUACCCAAUUUUUUUGGCAGAUUUGUUUUUUAAUUUAACCUUUUGACAAAAUUAAUUAGUCUUAUCAUUACUGUAUGAAUUUCUUAAC
Messenger RNA from Gigantopelta aegis, 2200 nucleotides. Its product is annotated as proteasome assembly chaperone 2-like. Gene Ontology annotation, biological process: proteasome assembly. The transcript has 7 exons. NCBI's taxonomy places the organism in Eukaryota, Metazoa, Mollusca, Gastropoda, Neomphalida, Peltospiridae. Gene Ontology annotation, cellular component: nucleus; cytosol. The record is from RefSeq and is a predicted model, not a curated record. The coding region runs from base 85 to 906 and encodes 273 amino acids.